CCUUAUGAACGUAACAAAGAUAAUACCCACUGAAAUACUUCUGCAUAUUGUGUCUCAUUUGACGCCUCAUGAUACAAGAAUUGGCUUGACUAUUUGUCAGGAUUGGUUUGAAGUAUUUCGACAUGCACUUUACUAUAAAAUCACUCUAAAAAGCCUUUAUCAAUUUCAUUGUCUGUGUGAAUCACUCAGAUCAUCGCAACAGAAACUGCCUAAUGGACACUUGGUAAAGCAUCUUGUUGUCAGGAAAGCAAAACCAUUUUCUUGUCUUCAAAAGAGACAAUUGGAGUCGAUUAUCCCACGCUUGUGUUUUGAAUCGCUUGUAGCAUUAUGUCCUUAUUUAGAGAGUCUGGAAAUUGAUCCUGAUUCUUGGAAAUCAAUCACUGGCCAUAACGAUAUUGCACGAUGGAAGUAUAUGCAUAAGAUACCCACUUUGGCUAGUUUAGAUCAAGCACUACUGUCAUUACAAUGUUUAGGAAAGGGAUUAACAAGUGUGUCUAUCCAAGGCAACAUUAUUGUCGAUAUGUCGACACAAAACCGUCUAUUGUCGAUCUUUUCAUUGACUCCUUACCUUGAAGAAUUAGCGAUAAAUGAUAGUGAUAUGGAUCCCGCACUUAGCUUGACAUUACAAGAUAUAGAAACAAUACAUUCAUUGCUACCCAAAUUAAGGCGGUUCCAUAUCAUUGGAAACAAUAUACAAAUGCCCAUGGACUCCAAUGAAGCAAUACUGAGCCAAAUUGCAGCAUAUCCCAUAGUAGCUAACCUGGAAUACUUGCACUGGGAAACACGUCAUACACCAGCAUUCUGGUUGUUCUAUAUUGCUCAUAAAUACCCCAACUUGCUAACUUUGGAACUGGAUGUUCACUAUACGAAUAGUACAGACAACUUCCAAUUAGAAAAAAGUUUCUUCUUAAACUUGGUUCAAAAAUGCCGCUAUAUCGAACAAUUAUCACUCUCGUGUCCUAUACUUGAUCACUGGCUGAAUGAAUCUUUCUUGAACAUAGCCAAAAACAACCGUUGUAUUCGACAAAUUACACCUCUUUUGCGAAAAGGUAAUCGCAUCAAGAGCGAAACAGAACUCGAAUUUAUUGCACACCAUACAGGUCAUUUGAUGACAAGCUUGGAGAUUGAACAGUGGCGAUUUGAUGUAAAGCUACCAUACACAUUACAUCUACUCAAACGCUUUGCAUGCCUCUCUUCGCUUGACAUCAAAUGUGACUCGUAUCACAAUGAGUAUGAUCUACAAUACUUGUUAGAUAAUUGUCCAACUUUAGAAACCCUUAUUUUGGAAUGGGGUAUGCUCUAUGUGCCUAUUGUCUUUUCCAAAAAGCGGUAUCGCUUAAAAGUGCUCCAAAUGACUUUUAUGGCUUUUGUGCCUCACUUUUUUGAUUUCUUAUCACUCACUUGUCCUUCUCUCAAGACGUUUUCACUCACAAGAUGUAAGCAACUAUGCGAAAUGAACGACAUGGUUUCUCAAACCACUGUGAUCUUAAACAUGCCUUAUCAUACAUUUGAAAGCCUUGUAUUAGAUGGUAUCCGACUCGAUUAUUCAAGUGCUUCCAUGUUUUAUCAUGGUCUAUCUAGUUACAUUCGUAUUGCUUACAUAGAGCAAGCCGAAUCCAAGAGUUGGCAUCAACAUGUAGGCUAUCAAAAUAACAACCGUGAUUUACCUCUCAUGCAAGAACUUUCCACUAAAGAAGCCUUUGUGACUCAAAAAUACUUUGCUCAACGUAAACAAGGCUCUUUUGUCGACAGCAGCAAAUUGUUUUUGCGUAACUUGAGCGAACAGAAAGUGAGCGAUGUCUUGAGAACCAAUUUGAUGUUUGGUUAUUUGAAAAUUCAAUGCAAACAAUUGAAUCAUUUUGUAUUGGAUGGAAAUGUAAAUUGUCCUCAUUUGCAAUAAAUGUCUCAAGUUUUUUUUUUUCUUAAA
Molecule: messenger RNA, 1927 nt
Organism: Gilbertella persicaria
Lineage: Eukaryota; Fungi; Mucoromycota; Mucoromycetes; Mucorales; Choanephoraceae
Exons: 1
Coding region: 5-1900 (631 amino acids)
Source: RefSeq, a predicted model, not a curated record